GUUAACAAACGCGCGGACCUUUAGAGUGUUAACAUCUCAGCGCGCGUUCAUAUCGACGCGAAAUAAGUUUAAGAGAAAUUGCAUUUGACUUUGAAAAAAAACGUUUAUUAUGAUCGGAAUAGCGAUUACAACUUUGCUGUUGCUUCCGGGAAUUUUUGCAACGGUUUGUAAAGAUGAACCAAACGGGAUUUGGCUAGCCGACGCGGCGUACAGCUGUAAAUAUCUGUACCAAUUUUAUCCCGAGGACGAAUACCUUGGUAUAUACGCCGCCCGGGUUAGAUUAUGUAGGCAACCACUCACGAGGUGUUGUGAAGCGUGCACGAAACUUGGCGCAUAUAAUACGACUGCACAGGUAUCUGAGAUUGCACAACCACUUACAGCAGCAACCCCAUGUACGGACCAGCCCGAAGGUGUAUGGACCGGAGUCGGGUCACGUGACUGCAAGUACCUGACGCGCUACUAUCCAGAGGACCGGAUAUGGGGAGUCUACGCCGCGAAGGAGACCCUGUGCGCCGACCGCCAAACGCGGUGUUGCGCCUCCUGCAAAAGAAUAAGCGAAGGAGAGAGCUUCCCUACCAUUCCCACUGCAGCUACACCGAAAGCCACUGAACAUGCGCCUCAGACUUACACAAGGGAGGAGCCAUCUUUUCAAGAUAAAUGCACAGACCAAUGUCUCAGCGGCGUAGGCGGCACUGUUCCCGGAAGUACGUGUGCCUGGUUACUAGACCGGAAGCGACUCACAAUGAAGAGCGCCACUAAUUUCUGUAACAACGGAUUUGCCCGAGGGUGCGCGCGCAGCUGCAAUGAACUCAAAAAAAUGGCUGUUGAUGUCCCCUCAUCUGCCCAAUAUGUCCAGAAAGGGGCGUGCACAGAUCUGCCCGAGGGUGUGUGGAUUGCUGACGGGUCACGUGACUGCAAGUACCUGACGCGCCUUUACCCAGAGGACCGGAUAUGGGGCGUCUACGCCGCCAGGGAACGCCUGUGUGCCGAUCCCAGCACGCGUUGUUGCGCUUCCUGCAAGGUGGUCAAAGCGGAAUUUGGUGGUGUUGCGGAACAGGAAGUAGCUGUGCCUGACGUUGUCAUAGUACCGCUCAGCGCAACGUCAACCAGCAAGAACACAGAUUGCAAAGACAGCUUCGUGACCUACGGAAAGUUGACAGUGACCUGCAGCGAAUUACGACGUGUUGAGUCUGACCUUUAUUCUAGUAGAAAACAACUGUGCGCCACCCAGCGCGAGAAAUGUUGCAUCACUUGUAAACAUAUAAAUGCAGAGAAACCUUACACAAUCGCCAAGAACGGCGAGAACGAGGUCUUUCAACUCGAGGUUUCUCAAGCAGGAAACGCAUUUCGCCUGACCGGAAAUGACGUCAGCAUUAACGUACCAGUUAGUGCUAAAACCCUACAAGAAUCCCCUGUCGUUGUCAUGCAAAGAACCCUCGGCGAGUUCAUACGAAGACAAAACCAAGACAGAGAAAAGCUGCUUUCAUUGUUCAAAUCCUUAUCAAACCUUGUUCCAACGAACAAGAAAAUCAAGAAUUGAGUAUACCCAGUUUUAAGGUUCAUUUUAAAGAUGAACAAAACAUCUACCUAAUGGAUUGACAGUUGUCUACAAUAAACGAGAGAUACAUGUGUCUUUUAAUUUGUAUAUAGCUAUGCCAUUAUCUUUUGACCCCCAACAAGAAACAAUCGUUUCUCAACGAAAUGAAAACCCUCAUCGACAUACACAAAUUUAUAGUUUGUCCCUUUCUUACUUACGUUAAAGUACUAUUAGAGAGUUUUUUUGCAAAAUCAGUUCAUAAAAGUAAGUGCAUAACGACACUCGUUGAAUUUUUAUAAUGAUGUUAAAAACAAAGAGUAUAUUAGGUAUAUCAAAAUACCAUAUACCUGCUUGUAAAACAUGUCCGCAUCGGAUUUACGUUGGAACUGACAGUGGCCGUUUGAAGCCGUCUACUUGAUCGGCAUGUUAUUGACAGCACUUUUCUUGAACGCUGACAGGACAAGAAAAUGCGUAUAGGCCUUCGCGAUGUGUACAAAUAUAGAUUGUAUGUAGAUAUUGUGUAAUCAUUUGUUGUUAUAUACAUAGAUAUGUAUGUACAUUUAAUUAUAUGUAUGGUGACAAUAAGACUACACAGCAUUUCCAAAGAACAAUAUAUAUGGGCCGUGCUCUGUAAAAAGAGGUUUUAAUUCAUGUGCGUAAAGCAGUCCGCACAGGCCACUCAGGGACGACACUUUCCGCUUUUGUGAUAUUUGUCGUUUUAAGAUAGUCUCUUCUUUAAGUUAGCAAAAAUCAAGUUAAGAAGGAAAGUGCCGUCCCUGAUUAGCUAGUGCACACUGCACAGGCUAAUCUGGGACGACACCUUACGCACAUGUAAUAAACCCCCUUUUCACAGAGCACGGACCAUUUAUAUUGUUCUUUGGAAAUGCUGUGUAGUCUUAUUGUCACCAUACAUAUAAUUAAAUGUACAUACAGUCCAAUCAUCCAAUUAUUGUAUUCCCAUUGCAUAAUUUGUUAUUGUCCUACGUAAUCCCAAGUCACGUAAUAAAGUAUCAUUAGUAACAUAAAAGGUUAUUCAAUAUUAAAAAUAUACUCUUCUUUAAAAUCGUUUGAAUAAAAUAAGUUCUUGUUCAAAAGUACACGUUUGGCCCCUUUUAUAAAUUCCUUUUUUUAUUUCUUCAACAGAGUUUCACAUUUCAGUUUAUUUUCGAGUCAGCUAAUCUGAUAUUGAUGUAAAAAUUAAGUAUCGGGCUUUGCUUUUGCCACCUACCCAAAUAAAUUGCCAAAGUGA
This is a messenger RNA of Dreissena polymorpha, 2786 nucleotides long. RefSeq lists its product as uncharacterized. Bases 110 to 1540 code for a protein of 476 amino acids. Lineage: Eukaryota; Metazoa; Mollusca; Bivalvia; Myida; Dreissenidae. The record is from RefSeq and is a predicted model, not a curated record. The transcript is spliced from 11 exons.